Messenger RNA from Mastomys coucha (southern multimammate mouse), 1233 nucleotides. It is a transcript of the gene Il2ra, whose product is annotated as interleukin 2 receptor subunit alpha. Bases 183 to 986 code for a protein of 267 amino acids. The transcript has 8 exons. Gene Ontology annotation, molecular function: interleukin-2 receptor activity; interleukin-2 binding. The record is from RefSeq and is a predicted model, not a curated record. NCBI's taxonomy places the organism in Eukaryota, Metazoa, Chordata, Mammalia, Rodentia, Muridae. Gene Ontology annotation, biological process: inflammatory response.
UGCUUAAAUAGAACAACUCCUGGCUGUCAUUGACAUUGUAUAAAAGCCAAGAUGACAGACUGGGAGGACUGAGCCCUCGUUCUGGCAUUCUCCCAGGAGGAUGCAGAAACGGGGUUAACUCAAUAUACUACAGAGAAGUUCAUCCAGUUCCCUACUCCAUCCUGAUCCCACGUGCCAGGAAGAUGGAACCACGCUUGCUGAUAUUGGGGUUUCUCUCAUUCACCAUAGUACCCAGCUGUGGGGCAGAGCUGUGUCUGGAUGACCCACCGGAGGUCCCCAAUGCCACAUUCAAAGCCCUCUCCUACAAGAAUGGCACCAUCCUAAACUGUGAAUGCAAGAGAGGUUUCCGAAGACUAAAUGAGCUGGUCUAUAUGCUCUGCUUAGGAAACUCCUGGAGCAACAACUGCCAGUGCACCAGCAACUCUCAUGACAACUCAAGAGAGCAAGUUACACCUCAACCUGAAGACCAGAAAAAACAACAAACCACAGACAUGCAGAAAUCAACACAGUCUGUGCACCAAGAGAACCUUACAGGUCACUGCAGGGAACCCCCUCCAUGGGAACAUGAAGAUUCCGAGAGAAUCUAUCAUUUUGUGGAAGGACAGAGAGUGCACUACAAUUGUAUUCAAGGAUACAAGGCUCUACAGAGAGGUCCUGCUACCAGCAUCUGCAAGAUGAUCUGUGGGAAGACGAGCUGGACUCAGCCCCGGCUCACAUGUGUAGAUGAAAGAGAACACCAUCAAUUUCUGGCUAGUGAAGAACCUCAAGGAAGCACAGAUUCUUUUCUUGAGAGUGAGACUUCCUGUCCCAUCACCACCACAGACUUCCCACAACUCACAGAAAUAACUACAACUACGGAGACAUUUGUGCUCACGAUGGAGUAUCAGGUAGCAGUAGCCAGCUGCCUCUUCCUGUUCAUCAGUAUCCUCCUCCUGAGUGGGCUCACCUGGAAACAUAGAUGGAGGAAGAGUAGAAGAACCAUCUAGCAAGCUGGAGAAGUCAGAGCCCAAGGGAAGCUGAUGGGAAUCAUGAAGGUCAAGCAAAAUCUGAGAAGUCAAACAUUCACUCAACAGGUGUUUCCUUUUGAUCCCUUGGAUUCUAGAAAGUUCUGAGGUACCAGGACAUAACAGCACAUCAGGAAACAACAACUCCAUCACUAAACUGGACUUUGCUAUUGAAGAAUAGGAUCUAACCAUUUCAAUACAGCAGUUCUAAAGCUUUAACAGGAGAGAG